Molecule: messenger RNA, 3923 nt
Organism: Pteronotus mesoamericanus
Lineage: Eukaryota; Metazoa; Chordata; Mammalia; Chiroptera; Mormoopidae
Gene: RAB31
Product: RAB31, member RAS oncogene family
Exons: 7
Coding region: 139-726 (195 amino acids)
Biological process (GO): vesicle-mediated transport
Molecular function (GO): GTP binding; GTPase activity
Source: RefSeq, a predicted model, not a curated record
GAAAUAGCAGCGGUGGCGGUUCCGCCAGCGGGCGCCGCGAGGGAAAGGCGGAGACUGGAGGACGCUGGCUCGGCGUGGGCGCGGCGCGGCCCGGGCCCCGGAGGAUGCUGAGCCCCUGCCCGGACCGGCCCCAAGCACAUGAUGGCGAUACGGGAGCUCAAAGUGUGUCUUCUCGGGGAUACUGGGGUUGGGAAGUCAAGCAUUGUGUGUCGAUUUGUCCAGGAUCACUUUGACCACAACAUCAGCCCGACCAUUGGGGCAUCUUUUAUGACCAAAACUGUGCCUUGUGGAAAUGAACUUCAUAAGUUCCUUAUCUGGGACACUGCUGGUCAGGAACGGUUUCAUUCAUUGGCUCCCAUGUACUACCGUGGAUCUGCUGCAGCUGUCAUAGUGUAUGAUAUUACCAAACAGGACUCAUUCCAUACCUUGAAGAAAUGGGUGAAGGAACUGAAAGAACAUGGUCCAGAAAACAUUGUAAUGGCUAUCGCUGGAAACAAAUGUGAUCUCUCAGAUAUUAGGGAAGUUCCCUUGAAGGAUGCGAAGGAAUAUGCUGAAUCCAUAGGUGCCAUCGUGGUUGAAACAAGUGCAAAAAAUGCUAUUAAUAUUGAAGAGCUCUUUCAAGGAAUCAGUCGCCAAAUCCCACCCUUGGACCCCCAUGAGAAUGGAAAUAAUGGAGCAAUCAAACUUGGAAAGCCCACCAUGUCAUCCAACCGGCGGUGCUGCUGACCGGGGCCCACGGCCCACUGUACUUGAAGAAGCCAGAGCCACCUCCCUGUGCACUGCUGAGGGACCCCACUUCUCGGUGGCCUGGCACCUCACUUAGAGAGAAGUAAGCACGCUGGCUUGGCAUCCUGGAAGACCUGCAGGGAACAGGGCAGGAAAUGUCCCUGGAAAAGGAUUUGAGAAAAUUCUGGAAAAAUUCUCCACCUAGUCUUUCUUGCUUGAAAUCCCACAUGGAAGAGAAUGGAUGUUAGAUAAGACAUAUAAUUGAUUUUUGUUAAAAACCUUAAAAUAUUCUCAAUGUGUACAAAAAUCUUACUGAUUUAUUACGUGUGUGAGAUUCUAAAAGUGGUGUUCCACUCUGAUGUCCUGUGUUCCCUGGCCAGACUCAAGUAACUUCUUCAGUGCCAUUGCCUUUGUUACCUAACCAGCCUUCACCCGUAGGUUAACUUAUUUAAUUUACCAUUCAGUGGAGUAUAAUUGAAUGAUCACUCAAGCUGUAGACUUGAGCUGUUACAAAAGUGGAGAAAGAUAUAUUAGAAACUGUUGUUUACAUCUGUGACUUUUACUUGAUGAAUAAUUUUUCUAAGUUUUAGUCACAUAUAAACAAACAAAUCAAAUCUGAGUAAAAUUAUUGCAUGUAAUUUUGGGAUUGGGAGGCCUGGUUUGGAAGAGUCAUUUAAGUAGUUACUGUGUAAGCAGUGACAGAUUGAGGAUGUAAAUACUGCUCCAGAGACCGCUUGGUGUACAUCACCUCUAUGACAAUGAAUUCCUGCUCUCUUAGAGAGGUUUAAUUCACAGAGUAUUAUUUUACUAAUGGAAUAUGUCAGUGUCAUAUCUUGGGGUGACAAUUAACUGCAGGACAUUGGAGUCUAUAAAAUAAGGCAGACUUCUCAUAAUACCAAUUAAUACAGGAAAGCCAGCCAAGGGAAGUACCAGCAUCUUAAGAUUGUAGGCCCCAAUUGCAAAAUUGGAGAAAGCAUUUUAGAAGAUGCCAAGCUUGAGGAGGUAGAUAUUAGGGCUUAAGAAGGGUCCAACACUGGAAUGUGAAUUAACUGAGAAUAGGCUUUGAUAUAAACCUUCCUUUUCAGAUUCCUUAUCUGCUCAAUUAACUAGAGCUGUCUGAGUCGAAAGGCAGAAAAGAGAGAAAAGGCAUGAAAAAGAAGAAAAGCUAUUUCCAUUCCAAAUUCAAAUUCUGUUACCAUUAUAACUUUUGUAAAAACCUGGGAUCAAGAAGCAGUUGGUUUCCUAUUAGGGCUUAUACUGGGAGGUGGUUGUUAAAAGAUACUCAGAUCAGGGCCUUUUGUGGGAGCUGAGAAACUAAAAACAAUAGCCUCAGAAAUAGUUAACCAUGCAGCAGGGUCCAGCCUGUAUACCUUCUUUGACGUGAAUGUUCAAGGGCCAGCAAACAUUUAUUGAGAACCUGCAGUAUAAAAGACAGGAGAGGUCAUGAGUUGAUUAAAGACCUGGAACUUUGAGUAAUUCAGUGUGAGCUGCUGCUUCACAGACCUGUCAUGUCUGUGUCUUCUGUGCUCUGACACAUAGAGACACUGAGUGCCACCAUUGACAAAGAGGAGGAGUUUGAGAGACCAGGGCCAAGUUUACACUUCCCUAUGUGGAUGAUAAUCAAGACAACAGGUAGAAAUCACAGAUUAAGAAUUUUUCUUUAACCCAAGAAUAUGCUAUUUGAUGUUCUUCACUCAACUUUUAACAGUAGUUUAACAAUCUUAGAAUGUGAAGGCUGGAAACACUUACUUUUUGAUUCAAAAGUGCCUCUUAGCUCUCCUAGUCAGGUACCUCAAAAAAUGUUAGCAAGUGGCAUUUGAAUGAGUUGGCAGGGCCUUUGCAGGGUUUUUAAGGUUUUUCUCCGCAUUAUCAAUGUUACUGGUUAACAUGAUUCUGCUUGCAGGCCAAGCAAUUAUCAUGCCUGUUUGCAAAGUUAAAAAAUUUGGAAUGAAAAUCGAAAUGACCUCCUUUCAAGUUGCAUGCAGGCCUAUUUUGGGACCUUCUCUCAUUCACUUGUACCUGACAACCUGGCUUUAUCUAUAGACAGCCUCAGGUUGCCUAGCUAAGGCGGUACGCGUCUCAGUGGAGUUGUGUGGCUUUGGACUGGGUCUGUAGUGGUUGUGUUUUGCAUAAAAUGGCUGGGCUCAUCCUCAUGUAGCAGGCUACCCACGAACGGGGUCAGUUUUAUUUUAGAGGCACAUGAGGGUGUGAAACCACUCCUUCACUUCUUUACUGCUUUAACUAUUCAAGCCAGUCAUGUGACAAUGUACAUAUAUAAUCACUACUUGGAGCAAUUGGUGAAGAAAGUAGUGGCACUUGGCACAGAGCCUUCACAUAAACGUGGUGUCAUCUCUAAAGAUAGAUGCUCAAGCUUUGUCCAGGCUUUCUUUUCUUCUUUAAUUCUGCCUUAUGAUUACUUUCUGGCUGUUUAAUAAUUGAACUAUAAUCAAGUAAUAUUACGUAAAGGCCUGGAAAUUACUGUUGCUCCAAAAUGACAAGUAGUUUCAUGUGAUGUAACGUUCUUCACAUAAGUUCCCAAAAUGUGCUCCUUUUUCUCUGUUUUUUUUCCCUUUCAUGUGUGGUAUAAUGUGUAUAUGUGUAAAUAUGAUUUCAUAUUUGUUAUGCCAACAUAUAAUCCAUUUCGCUGGCUGAGUUUGGCUCACGAUUGUGUGUUAUAUAAGGUAGGCAUGGGUUCUCGUUGGGGUUAUUUCCCAGUGGAAAACAGUGGAGUCAUACUAGUAUUUUAUGUAGGUAUGUAAUUGACUUGCCAUUUCAUGGUUGAAAAUGGUACACCAGGAUGCUGAAUAUGACGUUACCUUGAGGACUGUAGAAGGUUGAAGACUUAAAACUAACCCUUAGGCAACAAAAGGGCUGUGCCCCAAAAAGAACUAAAUACAUUUUUUGAGGAAUAUGGCAUGUAAUGACUGCAUUGAGCUAGCUUAUAAAUGAAAGGGUUCUGAGCUGUAUUUAGACUUGUUAAGUAUCUUAGUUUAUUCUUUUAACCAUUGUUGUUGAGACCAGGCCCAGUGAUCCAAUGUCAGUGCUCUGUUGUGUCAACCCCUCCCUUUUCUCGUGUUUUUAUAAAGGGCUUCUGUCUGGGCUGGACCCAGUUCUCACAUAUAGAAGACAUUGCUGUAGACAAUUAGGACAUUUCCACCUUGUAUUCAUUCUAUAGUAAAGCAUUGCCCUCAACAUUG